AAUCAUUUUUCGAUGCCAUUGUUGAAUUUCGGCUCGUUGUGAGAUAUUUUACACUGCUGAGUCGGAAGAAUCUGGUAUCUAGAUUGGUAGACCGGUUUGUUUCAUAAGAUCCGUUCGUUCGUUCGUUCGAUUGAGCGAAGUAGCGUGAAGAGUAUUGGGGCUGUUAAUCGAACAUGGGCGUGGCAAAGAACAAUACCGACAUGGAGGAGGGAGCAUUGGAGAUUGGCAUGGAGUACAGGACUGUUUCUGGUGUUGCAGGUCCUCUGGUGAUUUUAGAGAAAGUUAAGGGUCCUAAGUAUCAAGAAAUUGUUAAUAUACGAUUAGGAGAUGGCACAACUCGACGUGGUCAGGUUCUGGAAGUUGAUGGAGAAAAAGCUGUUGUGCAGGUUUUCGAGGGAACUUCAGGCAUCGAUAACAAAUAUACUACUGUGCAAUUUACAGGAGAGGUUUUGAAAACUCCUGUCUCAAUGGAUAUGCUUGGACGGAUUUUUAAUGGUUCUGGAAAACCUAUAGACAAUGGCCCACCUAUAUUGCCCGAGGCAUACUUGGAUAUCUCUGGAAGUUCUAUCAAUCCCAGUGAGAGAACAUAUCCUGAGGAGAUGAUUCAGACUGGGAUAUCUACCAUUGAUGUCAUGAACUCCAUUGCUCGAGGGCAGAAGAUCCCUCUUUUCUCUGCUGCCGGGCUUCCACAUAAUGAAAUUGCAGCUCAGAUUUGUCGUCAAGCUGGUCUCGUGAAGCGGUUGGAAAAAUCUGAUAAUCUCUUGGAGGAUGGCGAAGAAGACAAUUUUGCUAUUGUAUUUGCAGCUAUGGGAGUAAACAUGGAAACAGCACAGUUUUUCAAACGUGAUUUUGAAGAAAAUGGUUCAAUGGAGAGGGUGACCCUUUUUCUAAAUCUGGCUAAUGACCCCACAAUUGAGCGUAUCAUCACCCCUCGAAUUGCACUUACUACGGCAGAAUAUCUAGCCUAUGAAUGUGGGAAACAUGUCCUUGUUAUCCUAACAGACAUGAGCUCAUAUGCUGAUGCACUUCGUGAGGUAUCUGCUGCUCGAGAGGAGGUGCCAGGUAGACGUGGUUAUCCUGGGUACAUGUACACUGAUCUGGCAACAAUAUAUGAACGUGCUGGACGUAUAGAAGGGAGAAAAGGGUCAAUCACUCAAAUACCAAUCUUAACCAUGCCGAAUGAUGAUAUCACACAUCCAACUCCAGAUCUUACUGGUUACAUCACUGAGGGCCAAAUUUAUAUUGACAGGCAACUCCACAAUCGACAGAUAUACCCACCUAUCAAUGUCCUUCCAUCUCUCUCACGUUUGAUGAAGAGUGCUAUUGGUGAAGGCAUGACCCGUCGUGAUCAUGCUGAUGUGUCUAACCAGCUUUAUGCCAAUUAUGCAAUUGGAAAGGAUGUUCAGGCAAUGAAAGCAGUUGUUGGAGAGGAGGCACUCUCUUCUGAGGAUCUGUUGUACCUUGAGUUCUUGGACAAGUUUGAAAGGAAGUUUGUUACUCAAGGAGCAUAUGAUACUCGCAAUAUCUUCCAAUCACUUGAUCUUGCAUGGACACUUCUACGCAUCUUUCCUCGUGAGCUUCUCCAUCGCAUUCCUGCAAAGACCUUGGAUCAGUAUUACAGCCGAGACUUUGCUCACUAACAUGCCUAUGUAUUGCAUGCUUGCAAAUGUUAUUGAAAUCUAGCAUGAAUAAGUUGAUGGGCAAAUGAGCCCUAAACUCGGUCUUUUUGCUACUUAGGUGAGGUCUAUUCUUUUGCAGCGGAAAGUUCAAAGUGUUAGUGAUGUUUAUGUCGCUCGAGUAAUUUCUGUAAUUUAUGCUGAAGACAUCAAAAAUAUCAUACGAUUUAUUGUCUUUAUGCUUGCAUGUAUGACCAACUUGUGGAUUGAUUUUUGUAGAUAAAGUAGUCAUUCAAUA
Phoenix dactylifera (date palm) is the source of this 1914-nucleotide messenger RNA. RefSeq names its product V-type proton ATPase subunit B 2-like. Gene Ontology annotation, molecular function: proton-transporting ATPase activity, rotational mechanism; ATP binding. Gene Ontology annotation, cellular component: proton-transporting V-type ATPase, V1 domain. Gene Ontology annotation, biological process: proton transmembrane transport; vacuolar acidification; ATP metabolic process. The record is from RefSeq and is a predicted model, not a curated record. NCBI's taxonomy places the organism in Eukaryota, Viridiplantae, Streptophyta, Magnoliopsida, Arecales, Arecaceae.